Alexandromys fortis (reed vole) is the source of this 2960-nucleotide messenger RNA. RefSeq names its product polycomb group ring finger 2 (gene Pcgf2). Bases 506 to 1768 code for a protein of 420 amino acids. The transcript is spliced from 10 exons. Gene Ontology annotation, cellular component: PRC1 complex. The record is from RefSeq and is a predicted model, not a curated record. NCBI's taxonomy places the organism in Eukaryota, Metazoa, Chordata, Mammalia, Rodentia, Cricetidae. Gene Ontology annotation, molecular function: promoter-specific chromatin binding. Gene Ontology annotation, biological process: negative regulation of transcription by RNA polymerase II.
UAUGGGGGGGGGGGGCGGUUCUCACACAGGGCAGUAAAGGUCUUCUUGCCGGGCUCUUGGACUACCUGUAGAGUCCCUGCAGUGCCAGGCUGGGCCUGCAGCUCCUUCAGAACUUGGGACAUAAUGAAAACCAGCUUCAGGGUUUCCAGCCAGAAGGCCAGGUCAGCACAUGGUAGCCUUGCAAGGAGCUGUAUGUGUGGAGUGUGAUGGGCCUGUGUCCUAACGUCCCUCAAGGCUUCCCCAUGACAAAUCUCUCAUUGCUGGGGGCAGCGAUUCAUUUUGGUCUGUGAAUGGAGUUGUCUGGACAAUUUCUCAUAGCUGUUAGUACUUGGUAAAUAUUUGACCACUUGAAUAGAUACAAUUGGAAUCAGAAUAUUGUUAAAUUUUUUUAUUACAUUUAGUGCAUGUGUGUGUGUGUGCGCACACGUAUGCGUGCGUAUGUGUAUAUAUUUGCAAGUAGCCAAAGGACAACUUGCAGCCCUUGUUUUUUUUCUCUCCUUCCACCAUGUGGGUCACUAGGCUUGGCUGCAAUCACCUUUACCUAGCGAGCCCUCUCACAGGCCCAUGGCUCCCAGGAAGAUCUUUUAAAGCGCCGUUACCUUUAGUUUUCCCGCCCUCCCACAUCUAUCAUCAAGAGUUGGGUGACACUUCCCAAGUCUCCUCAGUCCUGACCCCUGGCAUCAUGCAUCGAACCACACGGAUUAAAAUUACGGAGCUGAACCCUCACCUCAUGUGUGCCCUCUGUGGGGGCUAUUUCAUCGAUGCCACCACCAUUGUGGAGUGCUUGCAUUCCUUCUGCAAAACCUGCAUCGUGCGCUACUUGGAGACCAACAAAUAUUGCCCCAUGUGUGACGUCCAGGUUCAUAAAACCCGACCACUCCUGAGCAUCAGGUCGGACAAAACCCUCCAGGACAUUGUCUACAAGUUGGUGCCUGGGCUUUUUAAAGAUGAGAUGAAACGGCGUCGGGACUUUUAUGCGGCAUACCCCCUGACGGAGGGUCCUCAGUCCCUUGCUCUAUCUUUGACCAACCCCUCUGAGCUGUCUCCCUCUACAGUCCCUAAUGGCUCCAACGAGGACCGCGGCGAGGUCCUAGAGCAGGAGAAGGGGGCUCUGGGUGAUGAUGAGAUUGUCAGUCUUUCCAUUGAGUUCUACGAAGGAGUCAGGGACCGAGAGGAGAAGAAGAGCCUCAUGGAGAACGGGGAUGGGGACAAGGAGAAGACAGGGGUGCGCUUCCUGCGAUGCCCAGCAGCCAUGACUGUCAUGCACCUCGCAAAGUUUCUCCGCAACAAAAUGGACGUACCCAGCAAGUACAAGGUGGAGAUCCUCUAUGAAGAUGAGCCCCUGAAGGAAUAUUACACCCUCAUGGACAUUGCUUAUAUCUACCCCUGGCGGAGGAAUGGGCCUCUCCCCCUCAAGUACCGUGUCCAGCCAGCCUGCAAGCGGCUCACCCUGCCCACAGUGCCCACUCCCUCAGAGGGCACCAACACCAGCGGGGCAUCAGAGUGUGAGUCUGUCAGCGACAAGGCUCCCAGCCCUGCCACCCUUCCGGCCACCUCCUCCUCCUUGCCCAGCCCUGCGACCCCAUCCCAUGGCUCUCCCAGCUCCCACGGCCCCCCAGCCACCCACCCUACCUCCCCCACUCCACCUUCGACCGCCUGUGGGACCACAGCUGCUACCAACGGGGGCACUUCGAACUGCCUGCAAACGCCAUCCUCCACCAGCAGGGGGCGCAAGAUGACUGUUAACGGAGCUCCUUGCCCCCCUUAACUUGAGGAAAGGGACCCUCUCCCGCAGCAGCCACCUCUCCCCUUCCCUUCUACUUUUUCUGGUCCCCUUUUUCCACCUUUGACUUUCCUGGUUCCUCCCAUCUUCAGAGUGGGAGGUGGGUUUUAUAAAUAAAUCUAUCUAUAUAUAUAUAAAUAUAUAUAUGUACAUAGGAAAAACCAAAUAUACAUACUUAUUUUCUAUGGACCAACCAGAUUAAUUUAAAUGCCACAGGAAACAAACUGUAUGUGUGUGUAUGUGUGUGAGUGUUUGUGUCUAGGGGGUCUUCUGUAGUUUGCUCUGCUCUUCUGGGGGGGGGGUACCUGGUGGUCUUAAGAGGCCACUGGAAGUAUUAGAGCCCUCCCCUGUAUCCAUUCUGCUUCCCAGGGCAGAGGGCAUUUUGGGUCUCCUAGCUGACGAGAUAAUGGGGUCCACCUCUAAGCACCCCCAUUGUUGAAUGUCCAGAGAAUUGCUAAGACAGUGCCUUUAAAAAGUGCGGUUUGUCCUCUGGCUGCGAGGAUCAAGUGGCCAUGGAGAAGGCAUCUCCCUCACCUCCUUGGACAGUGGGACCCUUGUGCAAAGAACAGAUGGUUCUACCUUUUUUAUCCCCCGCCCCCCUUCUUUUUUUUUCUUUUUUCCUGUGUGUGGCCUUUGUGUCCAUCAUUUUUGUCUUUAUGGAGAAGAUUCAGGCUGUGGGGAGACCCCAGCUCUGCAAAGUCUAUGUGUGACUUUACUUCUACCCUACCCUGACCCAGGAACCCCUACUAGCAAGACUGGAGGUAACACUUCAAUGGGGGCCUAGAGUGAAGGGUUGGGGUGUGGAACCCCAGACAAGCACAGGCUUGAGUUCUGCCAAAGGCCAACAGCUUUCUAGUCCAUUUCCCCUCCCCUAGCCGAGGCCAAGCGGGGACAGGACAGAGGCAUUAGAAGCACAAGGAAAUCAAGUGGAAGCUGACCCCACUCUACCUAGUGGACCACCUACUAGGGGCCGACCUUGCCUACCUGGUUUUCCUCAAGUGUACAUAGAUGGGGGGAAGGGAGGGGAGGAGACCAGGGUAUUGGCUCAAGUAUGUGAGGUCCUGAGCCCGUGGGGUCUCUUUCCACCAUGUCCUGAGUCUGAGGUUCUGUGACUGUACCCACCUGUCCUGGGUCAUUUGUAUCUCUUGGUUUUGUAAUAAAUGCUGCAUACUCUUGA